AUGCGUUUUAGUGCUGCUGUCGCCAUCGCAGCAUGUCUCGCGCCGGCUGCGGCCAUCUUCGAGGACGAUGCCUUCCACAUUGAUUUCCACUAUGCCCUGCUAGGCCUUCCUGCCCCAGAGGCCACCUUCUUCCAGAAGCCCUAUGCGGGCUCCAAGGCAUCGCUCCUGUACUCGAUAUCCCAGAACCAGACCAUCGGCGCCAUCAACCCCAAGGAUGGCGCCCUCGUCUGGCGGCAGCACCUGGCCUCGCAGCCCGGCCACCGCGGACAUUUGCGUUCAGGCAACGAGCAGGACACGGUAAUCAGCGCCGUCGGAGACCGCGUCACGUCCUGGAGCGCUUCCGACGGCCGUCUCGUGUGGGACACCAGCCUCGGCGGGGCUGCAGUCGAGGAUCUGGAGAUACUAGAGCAGGAAGAUGGCAUGACCAUAAGCGCGGCCAAAGACGCCAUUGUCCUUGCUACCGAUGGCAGCAACAGUGUCAAGAGGCUUGACGGCAAGACCGGGCGCGUCAAGUGGACAUACGAGGACACGAGCGGAGACACGCCUUUCCAGGUCUCGACCUCGCCGACAACCAUCUACUACAUCGCCCUCCACACGCCCAUGCUCGGAGGCUCCAAGCUCCGAGUCACGUCUCUCAAUCCCAUCACAGGAAAGAAGCUCGACCAGUACACCCUCAACUCGGACACUGAGAUCUCCUCGCGCGACCGUAUCCUCUUCGCCGGAGCCAACACGGCUGCCCCACUAUUGGCUUGGACCGACAAGGCGAACAAGGUGCUGAAAGUCAACAUAAUCGGAACCAAGGCUGUGUCGACCUUCAACACGCCAGGGGACGAAGUCAUCGAGAACAUCCUUCUCCAUGCUCCCAACCACAUCAAUUCGCUCGCCCACUUCCUCGUCGAGUACCAGACUGCCAUCGGCCAUUCUGCUGAAGUUUACCACGUCGACCUCAACAAGCAAACCGUCUCAAAAGCCUACAGCCUCCCAGAGCUGAGGACCAAGGGAACCUUUACUACAAGCACAUCCGAUGCGAACGUUUACUUCACGAGGGUAACCGAAGAUGAAGUGACCGUAUUCUCUUCAGUCUCGCACGGUGUCUUGGGUCGCUGGACUGUCAAAGGCUCUCCGGCACUUGCGGGCGCCUUCCCUGUGCAUGGCCAAUCUGAAGUUGUUGUGAAGUCAGGAGCCGCUAGCGCUGUGCGAUCGGCCGUCCUGUACUCCAACGGACAGUGGGCACUCCUGCGAAACGAUGAAGUGGCUUGGACCCGGCCCGAAUUCUUGUCUGGCGCAGUCUCCGCAGUCUGGGCCGGUUUGCCCGAACAGGAGGCCCUGGCACAAGCACUUGCCGACGAAAGCCAUCGCAACCCUGUCUCCGCUUACAUCCACCGUGUGCAGAGGCACCUCCAGGAUCUGCAAUACUUCCCGGCGUGGGCACAGAGCAUUCCCCAGCGCCUCUUGAGUAGUGUGCUCGGCAAGACAAAGGAAACAACAGUCGACGAUAUCCAACAAGACACUUUUGGUUUCCACAAGCUUGUUGUCGUCGCCACUAAAGCGGGUCGCCUUGCUGCCCUCGAUGUUGGUUCACGAGGCAAAGUUAUGUGGAACGUGGACCUUGGCCAGUUCGCGCCCGGCACGAGCUUCCAACACCCGACUCUCAAGGCGCACAGCGGCUAUGUUGAAGUAAAAGACGCCAGCUUCCAGGGAUCCAUGUUCAUCAAUUCGACAACUGGUGGCCUCAUCACUUCCGACAAAAUCAAGCUGGAGCCUUCGCUAGUUGCUGAGGGGCAAAGCCUUAUUUCAUUCACCUUGGUUGACGGCACUCUGAAAGGAUAUCUGGAAAGCCAGCCUGGUUCCGAACCAGUGUGGAGCUUUACGCCACCUGUCGAGGAGAAGAUUGCCAGCUAUGUCGCUCGCCCGAUCAAGGACCCUGUUGCCUCUAUCGGCAAAGUACUAGGCGACAGGAGGGUGCUGUACAAGUAUCUGAACCCCAACCUCGUCCUAGUUACAACAGUGGUGGAAUCAGCGCGAUCCGCGUCCGUCUAUCUACUUGAUUCUGCAUCUGGACAAGUACUACAUACUAUGUCACACAACGAUGUCGAUACCACACGACCCAUUCCAGCCACUAUCUCAGAGAACUGGUUCGCGUAUGCGCUAACUAUCGAUGCUGCAUCUGGCGCUUCUUCCCGCGGCUACCAGCUUGUCGUCUCUGACCUUUACGAAUCCCCCCUUCCAGACGACAGGGGUCCAUUGGGCGAUUCGUCGAACUCUUCUACCGUGAAACCUUCGGGUUCGCACGGUGACGCUGCGAAACCUUACGUACUGUCGCAGAGUUAUCAGGUACCAGCAGAGAUUACACACAUGAGUGUCACACAGACCAGACAGGGCAUCACCAGUCGUGAGCUCCUCGUCACUUUACCCGCACUCAACGCUAUAGUUGGCAUUCCACGCAUGGUGAUUGAUCCUCGCCGACCCGUCGGUCGUGAGCCUACUGCGCAGGAAGCGUCUGAAGGUCUGGUCAAGUACACACCCCUCAUCAACUUCGACCCGAAGUGGCACCUUACCCACAAGUACGAAGUCUUAGGUAUCGAAGAUAUUAUCACGAGUGAGAGCGGAAUCGAGAGUACUUGCCUGGUCUUUGCCUAUGGCUUGGAUAUAUUCGGAACACGGGUCGCACCCAGUUUCUCGUUCGAUAUCCUAGGCAAGGGUUUCAAUAAGAUUUCUAUGCUUUUGACCGUUGUUGGACUGUUUGUCGGAGUCUUGUUCGUUGCGCCUUUGGUCAAGCGAAAGCAGAUCAACACCAUGUGGACAACACUAUGA
Messenger RNA from Alternaria ethzedia, 2814 nucleotides. RefSeq lists its product as uncharacterized. The record is from RefSeq and is a predicted model, not a curated record. Gene Ontology annotation, biological process: protein folding in endoplasmic reticulum. Gene Ontology annotation, cellular component: EMC complex. The transcript is spliced from 3 exons. NCBI's taxonomy places the organism in Eukaryota, Fungi, Ascomycota, Dothideomycetes, Pleosporales, Pleosporaceae. Gene Ontology annotation, molecular function: protein binding. Bases 1 to 2814 code for a protein of 937 amino acids.